AUGAAUACAUGGGAAUACAUGGGAAUCGUGUAUUCCCAAGUGUGGACGUUCAUGAAUACAUGGGAAUCGUGUAUUCAAGUAGACUGCCCUGCCACGAUUCUUGCUCGAAAGAGAGAGUUGAAAAUGAUGAGAUUGGUUUCUCUCUGUGACAUAAACUCUGGCUUUGUGCCCAAAAAUCCAACUCAUUUUCUCGUGAAACCGAAUUUCAGAAGAGGAAACACAAUCACAAGACUACCUGUGUUUGACUCGAAUGCUAAAACAAGAAGAAGAAACCUUAGAGUAGAACCAAUCUGUUGUAAGAGCUAUGAAGAUACAGCAAAAGUGUAUCAAGAAGAGGAAAUUCCCAAAGCAAAACUGAUAUGGAGAGCAAUCAAACUUCCCAUUUACUCUGUCGCUUUGAUUCCUCUUACCGUUGGUGCUUCUGCAGCCUAUUUAGAGACUGGCUUGUUCCUAGUUAAACGUUAUGCGGCUCUAAUGCUCUCAUCCAUUCUUAUCAUCACUUGGCUCAACUUAAGUAAUGAUGUUUAUGAUUUUGAUACCGGAGCUGAUAAGAACAAAAAGGAAUCUGUAGUCAAUAUGGUUGGAAGCCGAACAGGAACGUUAACUGCUGCAGUCACAUCGCUUGUGCUCGGUGUUUCCGGUCUAGUUUGGACAUCUUUGAUAGCUAGUAACCUCAGUGCAAUACUCUUGCUUGGCUCUGCUAUAUUAUGCGGCUAUGUAUACCAGUGUCCACCAUUUCGGUUAAGUUACCAAGGAUUAGGAGAGCCUCUUUGCUUUGCAGCAUUUGGUCCUUUUGCAACUACUGCUUUUUAUCUACUUCUUGGUAGCUCAAGCGAGAUGAGGCAACUACCGAUAAGCAGUAGGGUGCUUUCAUCGUCUCUCUUUGUUGGUUUUACCACAACUCUCAUUCUUUUCUGCAGCCACUUUCAUCAGGUUGAAGGAGAUUUAGCUGUGGGGAAAUUCUCACCUCUGGUUCGGUUAGGGAAUGAAAGAGGAGCUUCUGUAGUGAAAUGGGCUAUUCGUUUGUUAUAUUCCAUGCUUCUUGUUCUUGGUUUAACCAGGGUCUUGCCAGUAACUUGCACAUUGAUGUGUUUCCUGACUUUACCAGUUGGGAAUUGGGUUUCAAGCUAUGUUGAAAAGCACCACAAGGAGAAUGAGAAAAUAUUCAUGGCCAAGUAUUAUUGCGUGAGGCUUCACGCAUUGUUUGGAGCUGCAUUGUCGUUAGGACUCGUUAUCGCUCGCUAG
Messenger RNA from Microthlaspi erraticum, 1245 nucleotides. NCBI's taxonomy places the organism in Eukaryota, Viridiplantae, Streptophyta, Magnoliopsida, Brassicales, Brassicaceae. The record is from the annotation of a GenBank genome assembly.